UGUUGGAUGUCAGGUGUCCACAUACUUUUCGCCAUGUGAUGUAUAUAUGUCCCAGCUUUCUCUCUGUGAACUUGAUCACAAAAUCUGGAUUUUGAUGAAACGGUAAAAUAACUAUGGUAGGAUAAAGAAAGGAGUUUUACUUUGACUAGGUUGUCUCCAAAUACAAGACAUUCACUCAUUAGCUAGGCUCCUUUAAAUAAAUCAGAAAUUUCCCAAGGAGACUUGCAGUUUGCAAUACGCGAAGGAAGCCUGGAAUGCAAACUACAAAGAUUCACGCUACAUUGUCGAUUUAUUUAUUUUUAUUACAAAGUACUUCGUUAUCUAACUUAUUUAUGUCUUCCUUAUUUAACUAUUUCGUGGAUUUAAAAUUUAUUCUUGAGUAGAUUAAGAUAAAGUCAGGCAAUAAUUUGAAAAAAUACUCAUUUUUAGUCUAAAACAGUUUUGUCAUUAUGCUUAGGACUGAGACUGCCACAUUCCGUGCCGGAUGGACCGCAUUCUUGGUGAAUGAAAUCUGUCAGCUUCUGCUGAUCAGUCUGCGUUUAACGGCAAGACUUGUUUAACAAGACGGGCUGACUCACAGUGCUUGAAUAUUCGUUUAGAACUUCAUUGCAAGACCGAAACCGUCGCAGACGCCAGUGAGAGAGGAACGUGCGCGCAAGUGUUAUGAAUGUAUUUUCUUGCCGGAGUACUUUGUAGUUUCCUGAAAAAGAGUGUUUUCCAAGGAGAUACCGUAGAACAAAACACCGGAUUGUUGCUUCUUUGCGAAGACUCAAAAAAGUAUGAUUUUCGCUAAAAAGUAGGCUAAUCGCAACACAGUGCUGUUCUCGUUUCAUUCAGAGGAUAAGACGACACGCACAAUGGAGCAGGAGGCUUCAUUGGACUUUAAAGCCCUAAGGGCCAUGUUUCAGGAAGAGGCUACUUUGAAACAGAUGAAGAACAAACCUGCCAUUCCAGAGAAGCCAAAACUCAUCCCCCCCCCUGGCGCUCGAGUUUCCCUUCUGAGCUCCAUCAGUGCAGCUGUGGAGAGCAAGAAUCCAGUCAUACCCAGAGUGGUCUUCAAAGAUGCUAAGACUGGAUCUGAGGCAAAAAGGCCCCUGCCGUUACCAGUGCCCAUUAAACCCCCUGUUAGAGAUUCAAACUUUAAUACAGAAGUGCCGGACCAUCAACAGAAGAAAGAGGGAAAUGUGGUGAAGUUAGCCUUCAAAGACAGAAAAUUGCCCCUUGUGCUGCCAGUACCUCCAGUGGUAGGUAAAUCUAACCCAGCUCCUCCAGCAAAAAGUGUCCCACCAAAGAAGAAGUCUUUUCUCCCCUUUAAAUCAAAAUUCUCUAAGGCAGCAAAAGAAUCUACAGGAAUCACCACAGGUCUCACUAACACCAGCGAGGCACCCCUCAACACCAGCGAGGGUCCCCUCAACACCACAGAGGUUCCCCUCGACACCAGUGAGGUUCCCCUCAACACUAUCGAGGUUCCCAUCAACACCACUGAGAGUAUCGUCAACCCCAGCAUAAGUCCCGUCGACACUACUGAGGGUCCUGUCAACACCUUGGGGGAUCCCACCAUGGAGAGUCCUCCCAACACCAAUGAGGCUCCCCCCAACAUCAGUGAGGCUCUCCCCAACAUCAGUGAGGCUCUCCCCAACAUCAGUGAGGCUAGCCCCAACAUCAGUGAGGCUCCCCCCAACAUCAGUGAGGCUCCUCCCAACACCAGUGAGGGUCCCAUCAGCAUCAGUGAGGCUCCUCCCAACACCAGUGAGGGUCCCAUCAGCAUCAGUGAGGCUCCUCCCAACACCAGUGAGGGUCCUAUCAGCAUCAGUGAGGUCCCCCCCAACACCAGUGAGGGUCCCAUCAGCAUCAGUGAGAGUCCCACUGAAAUCAGUGAGAAUCCAGCCGACACUAGUGAGGGUCCUGCCAGCAUCAGCGAAGAUCUCCAUAGCAUAAGUGAAGGUUCACCCAACACCUCUGAAAGUGGCUUCAACAUCGAUGACAUACCACUACCAAUACUACCACCAAUGGUAGCUGAGGAGAUCGACGGGGAGACCCCAAUACUGGAGAAUGGGAACAUCCCCCACGAUCUUGGCUUGUGCUCUGAACCCCAGGCUCCAAGUUCAGAGUUGCUGGAUGCUCCACCCUUUGGAGAUGAUACGGCAGACCAAGAGUCCACUGGGAGCAGGACCCCACCCUGUGACCAGCGUGUUCUAAACGCUCUUGAAAAAGCAAAGAAGAAAUUUGUACCUUUUACCUCGGCCAGACCCACGAGCGCUUCCCCUGUCAAUGGGGAUCAGCCAGGUGAAAUGACCCCCAGCCGGCUGUGCCCUGAGCUGCCCCCCAUAGACUAUGAGGAUCCGUUUGGACGAGUAUCCUCUGCAGCAUCUGUUUCUCCAGACAAUAAGAUUGAUGGCUCACCUCUUAGGCACUCCUCGCCUUCUAUUGAAGGGGGUGUAGAACUGGGGAUGGAGGAUAUAAUUCCUCCCCCAAGAAAGUUUCUCCCAGACUUGGAAUCUUUGGGCCCUUCGCCUGAGAAGCCUGCAAGACCUCCAUUCAUGGAUCUCAGUCCUUACGAGACCACAGCUCCAGAGGCUUAUGUGGAGAAUGCACUGGAGGCACCAGCAGUUCCGGAUCUAUCAUUUGCAGCACCUGAACUUGACACUCCCGAGUGUGUGCCCGUUGAGUUUGAGGUUCCACAAAUAGAGGCACCUGAAGUUCCAGACAUUCAGGCAUCAGACUUUGAAGCCCCACAGCUGUUGACUCAUGAAGCGGGGGUUUUUGAUUAUGCUGAGCCUGGGACUCCGGAUCUUGGUGCUUUGAAUGUUGGAGCACCAGACCUUGGUCCUCCGGAAUCAGGGGAUGUUAAACUUGGGGUUCCAGUGUUUGGAUCUCAAGAAACUGAGACUCCAGAGGCCGAGGCUUCAGGAAUCACUGUCCCUGACUCUCCUGUUUCACCCAUUAACAAAGAAAGUGAGCCACAACCAGGACGCCAGCAGGAGGAGAGCCAUUAUGAAAGCUGUGAUAACGUUUAUGAGGAUGUGGAAGCUAACAAAUUUCGGCGAGGUCAAAAUGCUCGAAAACGCAAAGGAGCCCCAAAAAAUCCCUAUGCUGAUUCUCAGCCGGUGAAUGAAGAGUCUCACAAGAGUUCGUGGUUCUUUAAUUCACGAAAUGAGCGAAAGGCAAGCCCAGAGGCUCACGAUGACAAAGAACUGAAGAAAAAAGAAAAGCAGCGUUUGGAGAAAGAGAAAAAAGAACAGAAAGAGAGGGAGAAGAAAGAAAAUGAAAUGAAGAAGAAGUUCAAAAUCACAGGGCAGGAGGAGCCCAUGUACCAGGCCAAGGUUAUCUUACCGAGUAAGGGCCGGAAGGACGACCUGCCCGUAAAGAGCGGGGACAUUGUCAGCAUUAUCCGAACCACCAACUGUCCCAAAGGGAAAUGGCUGGCCAGAGACGGCAACAACAAGUAUGGGUACAUCUCUGUGAAAAGUGUAGAGCUGGAUAUCAAGGAGAUGCUGGAGCUGGGGAAGAAGGCAUCCCAGGCUGCAGGCCGCACCACUGCAGUUGAGGGAGAGACCGUCAGUACGGGGAGCAGGUCCUCUAAUCACCACCCUUUGUCCACUAGCUUUACAGACGACAGUGAGGAAUGGACGUGUGACGAUGAUGACACUUUGUCGCCCACAGAAAACAUAGGGAACAGUCAGACUGCCCCAGUGGUUGAUGUGUAUAGCAACCAUGCAGACGCUGUUGAUGGUGGCAACUUGGAGGGCAACAAUAUGCAAGCAAGACACGAAGCACUUCAGAAACUGGCUACCUUCUUCCAGCAGCCCAGAGAAACCACUGAACCUGGGAUAGAUGACAGUACUACAGAGGGAACUGAAGAACCAUCCAGCCUUCUGUUUCCUGUGGAGGAGUCGAGCUACCUCGAGCACGAGGAAGUCAUGGAGAUCCUUCCUCCCCCGGAGCUGUAUGCCGACAGCGUGAAUGACGACCUGCCCUCCCUGCCCACGAUUGGAGUGGAAUGAACAGUUUGAAAAUCGGACGUCUAUCGCAGGGCCUCCACUUGGCCAGCCACAUGUCACCAUUGUUGACUGUUUCAGGGUGGAGAAAGGCAUAAUUCAUCCAAGACACUGGGAAAAUGAAAUGUUUGUCAAGUUAAGACUCUCUUGUGCUGUACCGAUGAAGAAUGAGAAACUGUUUUUUUCAUUUUUUUAAACAUUUUGUUUAGUAAUGAAGCUUUUGAGGGGUUGGUGAGAGUCCAGUCUCAGAAAGAACCAGGAUUCCCAAGGUCGUUGGAUGGAAUUGCGCAUUUUGUCAGCGAGUGCCUGUGGUGAACUGCGUGUGAUGUGUGAUUAAAGUAAAUUGAAAAUCUUUUCACCUUCAGGUCAAGAACUGUUCAGUUUGGAUUUGAGGGAAAGUAGAAAAAGAUUGAAACGGUGAUUAUAGUAAUAAUGAAAUGUAAUAAUAGGGGCGAAAGGUCUUUCUGAUGUUUGAAACUUAAGUGAGGUCAGUGACAACAGUUACUUUACUGGUUCAAAGAUUACAAAUGCAUUACAGAGAUCAUAAGAGCAAAUGGCUCUAUUGACUGGACAUUGUUGAUGGUGAAAUUCAUCAGUCAGACUUACUUUCUUAACUUAGAAACGAGUGUUGAUAAACAUUGAACUUCAUCACUACCACUGAAUAUCAGGUCCACAUUUAACAGAUUCAUUGGUCCAAAAAACUAUCCAUUGUUAAACUGUUACAACAGGAACUUUGUGGGUAGAGAUUUGUUAUACAUUUGAUAAAUUAAAGUGUCUUUACUGAGUGAAUGUUUACUCUCUAAUAUACAAAACAAGUAUAAUGGAGGUUCUUUGAAUUUAUAACUAGUAUUAGGAACGGGGAUAAAGUCUUUAUGAUAUUGUGCUUUGUGUGGCAUAUUUCUUUGUCUUUUGCUGUUGAGCAAAAUAUAUAUAUAUAUAUAUACGUAUCAGUAUGUUUCUUUAUGAUCUAUUACAAAUAAUAAGUAUUCUUUUUGUAAGGGCACCUCCUGUUUAACUGAAUGUGAAAAUGCAAACAAUAACCAAUCGUAUUAAUGAUUGAUGUAUGUGACUCUGAUGUACUUGCAUAUCGGUGUGAAAGGAAGAUAAAGAUGGUCUCAAGCAUGAUUUUAGGUUCCAUUCACCAUUCCUUGAUCUAUUUAUCAACCCAUCUCUCUCUGUCAAUCAGGUGGUGCAUUUCCUAUCAUCAUGAAUUAAGGUUGUAUGUCCUUUCUCUUGGUCAUCAAGCUAUAAGCUCAUCAAGCUUGACUGAGUCUUACCAGACUCUCACUGCUUUGGUGAAGUUUGAGUGUUGACAUAGAUGCACACUCAAUACACUGGUAGAAUGAAAAGUCCUAUGAAUGUGAAUUCAAUAAAUGUCAUAAACAAUA
Anguilla anguilla (European eel) is the source of this 5386-nucleotide messenger RNA. Its product is annotated as proline-rich protein 36. The transcript is spliced from 19 exons. Gene Ontology annotation, molecular function: protein binding. Gene Ontology annotation, biological process: T cell receptor signaling pathway; protein localization to plasma membrane; integrin-mediated signaling pathway. The record is from RefSeq and is a predicted model, not a curated record. Gene Ontology annotation, cellular component: plasma membrane. The coding region runs from base 858 to 4004 and encodes 1048 amino acids. NCBI's taxonomy places the organism in Eukaryota, Metazoa, Chordata, Actinopteri, Anguilliformes, Anguillidae.